Molecule: messenger RNA, 1221 nt
Organism: Sorghum bicolor (sorghum)
Lineage: Eukaryota; Viridiplantae; Streptophyta; Magnoliopsida; Poales; Poaceae
Product: F-box protein At5g52880
Exons: 6
Coding region: 166-1065 (299 amino acids)
Molecular function (GO): protein binding
Source: RefSeq, a predicted model, not a curated record
GCCCAGUCCGAGGCGCUCGACGGCUCAAGGCUGUGGCUUUUGACCGGUGAGAGGUGGGACACGACGACGGUGACGGUGAGGCGGUGACCGCCUGACUGGCGGAUCGUGGCCCCGAUCCACAAGGGACGGCUCCGCACCUCGCGAUUCUGCCUCUGCUCAGCAGCCAUGCCGUUGAGGCGGCGACAGCCGCGGCGGCCGGAGACGGGUGCGGCGGAGAGGUACAGGGAGAUGCGGAUCGGGGCUGCGCUGUCGCGGCCCUGGGACUAUCCCACGGCCUGCGGCGAGCUUGCAGCGCUCCUGCGCCUCGGAUACGCGGACCUCCCUAAGGCAGCCCAGGCGCUCGUUGCCUCCGAUGUGCUGCUAGCGUUUCGCCUCCUUCCCGAUGUGCAGACAGGAUAUGCAGUAAGCACUGCUAAUGUUCUUCUCCAAGCGGUAGAAGUUGCCCUACCAAAGCAAAAGAAGGCGCAGGCUGUUUCAGAGUUCAAGCACUCUAUUAUUGCACAUAAAAGGCGUUCAAGAGUCCAACAAAAUUCAGGUUCACCAGACAUACCACAAGAUAUACUUGUUCAUAUCUUCAGUUUCCUGGACAUGCAUUCUUUGGUAGCAGCAGGUCUUGUCUGCUGGUCUUGGAAUUCAGCGGCAAAUGACAACAAACUGUGGAAGAUGAAUUACUCGAUUUUCUUUGGCCUCAGCCAUUUGAGUUGCAACAACAUCCCUGUAUCUGGUGUGCACUACAGCAUGAAUUCAGUGUCAGAUUAUCCAAGCUUUAGCUGGAAGGAGUCCUUCCACAGUAAGUAUGAAGAAUGUGCGUCGUGGAAAUUUGCAUCAAAUAGAGCAUUUUGUGCACAUUGCAGAUCAGUUAUUUGGCUGAGCAACCUCACAUGUGCUUCUCCACACCAUUGCCCUAAGAAUAGACAAGAUGAAGUAAAAUUACGGCCUCUGUUACCUGAUACAGUUGCUAAAUACAUAUUGCACGUUGAAGAUCUAGCAGCUUCAUCAUCUGAAAGUGAUGACACGGAUGACUCCGAUUACGAGAAUUGGCACCCAAGAUUUUGGGUGUUAUAGUAGGACAAUAAUAUUCGGAUUAUCAGAUUGUGACAGUUUUUCAAUUUUCUGGUAAUCAGCUGUUGUAUGUCCCCUGUUGUAUGUAGCAACUGCAAACAUGACUCGUCAAAGUGAAUGAAACACAUUGCAUUGCAAAUUGUAGUCUUGGUACAACUA